AUGACCAGAAGAGACAAAAUUAAAAAUGACAAAAUCAGAAAGUCACUUGCCGUGGAGUCUGUUCUUUGCAUCAUUGAGAAAAACCAGUUAAGAUGGUAUGGACAUGUUCUACGAAUGCCAGAUACAAGAGACACUAAAAGGAUGUACAACUGGAAAGCAAAGAGAAAACGACCAAUUGGUCGCCCUAGGAAAAGAUGGGAGGACCAAAUUAAAGAGAUUACUCAAAGGGAAGAGAAAAACUUUGAAAAAGUGAAGUCUAUUGCACUUGACAGGACAGAAUGGAAAGUGCUAAUCAAGAGGCUAUCAACUGACAGGCAUAGGCCUACAGGCGUCAGGGUGAGCAG
Messenger RNA from Anneissia japonica, 344 nucleotides. RefSeq lists its product as uncharacterized. The annotation marks the transcript as partial. The record is from RefSeq and is a predicted model, not a curated record. NCBI's taxonomy places the organism in Eukaryota, Metazoa, Echinodermata, Crinoidea, Comatulida, Comatulidae. The transcript has a single exon.